This is a messenger RNA of Rana temporaria (common frog), 1086 nucleotides long. RefSeq names its product CD209 antigen-like protein C. The transcript is spliced from 11 exons. The record is from RefSeq and is a predicted model, not a curated record. Bases 74 to 904 code for a protein of 276 amino acids. NCBI's taxonomy places the organism in Eukaryota, Metazoa, Chordata, Amphibia, Anura, Ranidae.
UAACAAUCACAGAUAGUGAAGACACCGACUCUGCAGGACACGGAAUCGGGUUUGUCCGCACCGACACCGUGCAAUGAGGAGACCUGAGAAUCUGGAGAUGGAGUCAGAGCAUUCUUGUGAGGACAAUGUAUAUGCCAACACGUGUGAUCUUGAUGUACAGAGGAUGAAGAAAACACUAAAAGUCAAAGAGUCUCCGCCUGCCAAGAGUACACAGAACCGGGCGAUACUGACCCUGGGGGUCCUCCUAAUAUUGGUCUUCAUUGCUUUGGUCAUCCUCACCAUUUUCUUGUUCAUUUACUACAAACGUAUAAAUGAAGAAAUGUCACAUCUGAAGAAUAGCGAUAAAAAUAUGGAAGAAAUGACACAACUGAAGGCUAAAUAUAAAAAUACUGAAGAUGCAAUUUCACAGCUGAAAAGUAAUAAUAAAAAUCUUGAAGAUGCAAUUUCACAGCUGAAGCGUGAUAAUAAAAAUAUUGAAGAUGCAAUUUCACAGCUGAAGAGUAAAGCAAACAGUUCCUGCUGCCCCAAAGGCUGGAUACCGAUUGGCUCCAAAUGCUACUAUUUCCAUGAAACUGAGGAAACUUGGGAGAGGAGCCGGGAGGAAUGUCCUAAGCAUGGCGGCGUUCUUCUGAUCCUGAAGGACAAGGAUGAAUUGGAUUCUUUGCUGCCCUUCAUGGAAGGAGAUAGAUACUGGAUAGGACUACAGCGGGACACCAAGAACAGCGAUCGCUGGCUGUGGGUAGAUGGGACCCCUCUCACGUUCAGUGCGUGGGACAAAGGGGAACCCAAUAACGAUUACGGUCGUGAAAACUGCGCAGAGAUUAAGAAAAACAUUCGGUCAAUGAAUGACAUCCCGUGUGACAACAAGAAACAUUAUAUAUGCAAAGCUCUGUCGAGGGGCUGAGAUACGCUCUGUAGACUAUGAAGUCUCCUAUCUGUAUGAUAUCUGCUUCCAUUCUGUACCGGGAGUUCCAUGACUGUACUAGGAGGUUGUGGAAAACCAUUUGCUUUUGCUCCAUGUUUUAUUUACAUUGAUUGAGCCCAUACGCUAUGGGGUCUAUAUAUAUAUAUAUAUAUAUAUAUAUA